Electrophorus electricus (electric eel) is the source of this 2615-nucleotide messenger RNA. The record is from RefSeq and is a predicted model, not a curated record. Lineage: Eukaryota; Metazoa; Chordata; Actinopteri; Gymnotiformes; Gymnotidae.
CAUUUAAACGGCUGUUGUUCUGAGAUAUGUGUGAAUCUUCAAACACUGUCUAAACAUGGUAUGCAAAUGUAUUGUGUUGCCAAGAAGUGGAAAACAUACCCAAUAUGACAGACAAGAGCUUCGAGGCAGAAUUCCUGAAGAUGCACAAUGCAUACCGAAGCCAGCAUGGGGCUCCGCCCCUCACUGUGAACCGCACUCUGUGCCGCUCCGCACAGGUAUGGGCGGAGCACCUGCUGUCUAUCAAAACCCUCAAACACAGUGAUGGCAGCUACGGAGAGAACUUGUUCUACACCUUCAGCUCGGGGCCCAAAAAGCUUACAGGCCACGAGGCAGUGGACAGCUGGUACAGUGAAAUCAAGGACUAUCGUUUCAACAGGCCUGGAUUCACCUCUGGCACAGGCCAUUUCACCCAAGUGAUAUGGAAGGAUACCAAGGAGCUUGGGGUUGGCUUGGCCACAGAUGGGGCUAUGACCUUUGUGGUGGGCCAGUAUCUACCAGCGGGCAACAUCAGUAACGCCGGCUACUUUGAGAAGAAUGUCCUACCACCAGGCUCCGCUGUAGACACAAAACCGAUCCCUACUCGUCCAGUGUGUGGAACUGGAACAGCUAGUGGAGAUAUUGGCACAACUCAGCCCCAAAAACCAACUGCUAAGGACAGCUGGUUCCGUGAAAUUAAGGGAUUCCACCCUAGCAAACCUGGACCCAGCUCUGGAGCAGAAAACAUACCCAAUAUGACAGACAAGAGCUUCGAGGCAGAAUUCCUGAAGAUGCACAAUGCAUACCGAAGCCAGCAUGGGGCUCCGCCCCUCACUGUGAACCGCACUCUGUGCCGCUCCGCACAGGUAUGGGCGGAGCACCUGCUGUCUAUCAAAACCCUCAAACACAGUGAUGGCAGCUACGGAGAGAACUUGUUCUACACCUUCAGCUCGGGGCCCAAAAAGCUUACAGGCCACGAGGCAGUGGACAGCUGGUACAGUGAAAUCAAGGACUAUCGUUUCAACAGGCCUGGAUUCACCUCUGGCACAGGCCAUUUCACCCAAGUGAUAUGGAAGGAUACCAAGGAGCUUGGGGUUGGCUUGGCCACAGAUGGGGCUAUGACCUUUGUGGUGGGCCAGUAUCUACCAGCGGGCAACAUCAGUAACGCCGGCUACUUUGAGAAGAAUGUCCUACCACCAGGCUCCGCUGUAGACACAAAACCGAUCCCUACUCGUCCAGUGUGUGGAACUGGAACAGCUAGUGGAGAUAUAAGUCAGCCCCAAAAACCAACUGCUAAGGACAGCUGGUUCAGUGAAAUUAAAGGAUUCCACCCUAGCAAACCUGGACCCAGCUCUGGAGCAGACAAAAACUUGGCUCAAUUCCGUAACCAGCUGCUGGCAGCAGUGAACCGUUACCGUCAGCGACACAGGGUGCAACCUGUGUCACUAUGCCCCACCCUCUCCAAAGAGGCCCAGGAUUGGGCAGCUCACCUGGUGAGCAUUAAGACCCUGAAGAACAGCCAGAAAGGCCAUGGAGAAAGCAUGUCAUACAAAUGGACAUCCACUUUGGCAGCACCCACUGCUGAAGAAGUUGCUGAGUCAUGGUACAAUGAAUGUACAAAGUACAACUUCUCUUCGCCUGGAUUUCAAAACGGAAGUGGUAACUUCACCCAGAUGGUGUGGAAGUCUACAGAGCGUGCUGGAGUUGGACUAGCAACAGAUGGGAAGGGCAUGUUCAUCACUGUAGCCUUUUAUGAGCCAGCUGGAAACAUCAGUAAUCAUGGCUACUUUCAGGACAACGUGAAACCAGCUGAGGCAGGAGCUCGCGGACAUGACUUUAGUUAAAGGCUGCUCAGCAGUACAGAAGAGAGCCCUACAGCUGGGGCUCACAAUCCAAGCACAUCUGGGUCAUGCACCUUUCAUAGCCAGUGGAUCUCUGGAACAAAAUCUUGCUUUUGUAAUUAGUGACAAGAGUUGCACUGCUCCAAUUGCCAUAUUGCCAGAUAUCUGCAUCUGAUUGUACUAAUAUACAUGGAGUUAGACUCAUGCCACAUUAAGAAUCAGUGAGGCAAGGGAAGUACGGGGGAAAGAAAUCAUAAUAAUAAUAACAUUGCUUUACAUGUUAUCUAAAACAUGGACACUCAAACUUGGUGGCUAAUGUCCCAGCUAAAGUGAAGAGUGCCCUCCAACUAAUCAUUGCUGUUGUUAUUGCUGUGCUGAUCUCUGUGGUUAUAGCUGUGUUCCUGAGGGUAGUUUCAGCAAGUGCUGCAUAUUUCCUCUAACAGAUCAGCAGAUGGCACCCUAAAGCUACCACAGGUCCACAUCAAUGUUAGGGGCAAUAAUGCUCAUGUACUCUACAGAUUUUGCCGCUUGUUGCUGUGCACUAUUACGUGUGCACUAUUAAGUAUAUACUUUUGAGUGUGAUAUCAACCAUGCUGUGGAAGUUAUAUACUUCCAUGAUUGUUGCUUUUUUGAUUGAUUGAUUGAUUGAUUGAUUGAUUGAUUGAUUGAUUGAUUGAUUGAUUGAUUAGUUAUGUCAGUAACCACAUGUAAGGUUAUUAGGCCAAAAUGUUCACUUAUAUCCUGAAAAACAUCAAAUGAACAUCAAAUGAACAUCAAUAAAGUUCUGAACUGAACUUG